Molecule: messenger RNA, 1022 nt
Organism: Trichomycterus rosablanca
Lineage: Eukaryota; Metazoa; Chordata; Actinopteri; Siluriformes; Trichomycteridae
Gene: il12bb
Product: interleukin 12B, b
Exons: 8
Coding region: 1-945 (314 amino acids)
Molecular function (GO): protein binding
Source: RefSeq, a predicted model, not a curated record
AUGAACUGGACUUUCCUGUUGGUCUUGCACCUGAUUCUUGUUCACACGGGAAACAGCAGCUCGCUUCGGAUUAUCAAGCCAAAUGUUGUUGCUUUAGAAGUAAGUGGCAACCCAAUGGAACAAAAGUGGCCAGUUUCACUAAACUGUGGGGAUCAGUUUGAGGGCACCAAGAUCCACUGGCAGAAGAACGGACAGGAUAUUCCGAACCAGGGUAACAGCAUAAACGUCACCAUCGAGGCCAUGCUGGGGGGAAACUUCACCUGCCUCAGUCCAUCCAAUGAAAUUCUGAACCACACGCUGGUGCUUGUCAGGCCAGUUGACUUUGAGAAGGCCAUUGUGACCCGAAAGUCUCACAAAGAAUUCAUCACAUGCUUGGCGAGAAAUUACAGUGGCACAUUUCACUGUUCAUGGAAAUGGGAUCCCAUCAGGAAUGGAAAGGUGGUUUUCUUCAACGCUUUCCGGCACCUGAACGUUUUCAACUGCACUGUGGACUCGAAUAACACUGGGAUCACAUGUGAGAGUCCGCAGUGUCCGUUUUCUGAGGAGGUUAGUCGAAUCAACUUUACUUUGCUGGUGAGAAACCAAUAUCGCUUAGAAGAGCAUCUGAAGACGUUCUUCAUCCGGGAUAUAAUCAAACCGGACCGAGUCAACAUCACCAAGGCUGAAAAUGACAAGUUUGAGUGGAAAGCUCCCGAAACGUGGAACAGUCCGUGCUCCUACUUUCAACUUCAGUAUGAGGUCAAAUUGGUGUCCCAUCGCAGGGACUGUGAUGCUGCACCUCUCGACCACAGCCAUAAACAGGCCAUCUACACUAAAGAGACCCAUUAUGAAGUCUCCGAUAAGAAAAGCUAUACAUUCUGCGUGAGAGCUCAAGACCCCCUUACUAAUAAUGCUUGGAGUGACUGGAGCCAUCACAGGAGAAUCAAGCAAAAGUCGAGGAAAUAAAGGGUGGAAAGAAAACACUUUGCAGUAUAUAAAGCAUUUUCUUACAUUUUAAUAAAUAUAUUUAUUUGAGAACAUAA